Annulohypoxylon maeteangense is the source of this 1311-nucleotide messenger RNA. RefSeq names its product acid phosphatase/Vanadium-dependent haloperoxidase. Gene Ontology annotation, molecular function: phosphatidate phosphatase activity. Bases 1 to 1311 code for a protein of 436 amino acids. NCBI's taxonomy places the organism in Eukaryota, Fungi, Ascomycota, Sordariomycetes, Xylariales, Hypoxylaceae. The record is from RefSeq and is a predicted model, not a curated record. The transcript is spliced from 2 exons. Gene Ontology annotation, biological process: phospholipid metabolic process.
AUGUCCGAACAUGGUUUUGCGAAUAUGUCGAAUCGCAAGUCCAAGCUUAGUAUCUUAGUCAUCGGGUCCUAUGUCUUCGACUGGCUGAUACUUGUCGCCGUCGGCGUCGUUGGUGUCGUGCUGGGUAAUGUCACCCCUAACAAGAGACCUUUUAGCUUACAAGAUCCUAAUAUAUCUUUCCCUUUCACCGUCCACGAGACCGUAUCGUCUGCCAUCCUUUUGACCUGCAAUGCCGCUAUCCCGGUCGCCGUUAUUCUAAUAGUUGUUAUGAUAUUUGUACCUGGACCUACCGUACCUAAAGACACACCGAAAUCGUUGAUUUGGAAACGGAAGCUUUGGGAAUUACAUACGGGAUGGCUAGGCUUGGCUCUUUCAUUAAUAUCGGCUUGGAUCAUUACUCAAGGAAUGAAGAAUCUCUUCGGAAAGCCGCGACCAGAUCUCCUAUCCAGAUGCCAACCCGAUCUUGCCAAUUUCCAGAAAUACAUUGUCGGCUUUAACACGCCCUCCGACGACGGUUCUCUUGACGGUCCCUAUAAUGGCCAGCUGGUUAGCGGAAAUAUUUGCAAGAACCCGAAUAGUUCUUUACUCGACGAUGGAUUCCGUAGCUAUCCCUCGGGACACGCCAGUUCGGCGGCCGCAGGGCUGAUUUAUCUUUCGUUCUUCCUAGCAAGCAAGUUCGCUAUCACGCUCCCGUUCGUUCCAGAGGGAACACCCUCAAGCGACACCGGUCUUGUCACCGCUUUCCCAUCUCGUUUACGCGGCGGCGGAGUCGAUACGUCUUAUGAAGCUGUUCGACAAGCUGCACAACACGGCGAAGGGAUCGACAGAUCCAUGUCAGAAACAAAACAGAUUGGGGCUCAUAACUCAGCCGUCCUAUCCAUCCGACGACAAGCUGCCGCGCCUCCGGUGUACCUACUGCUGAUAACGGUUCUUCCCUUUUUCACCGCCAUCUUCAUCGCCAGUUCGCGUUGGUUUGACUUCCGACACCACGGAUUCGAUAUUCUCUUCGGGUUCAUGAUCGGCACGAUUACGGCUUGGUUCGCGUUCCGCUACUACCAUCUCCCAAUCAGGUCAGGCGCAGGGUGGGCCUGGGGUCCGCGCAGCCAUGACAAGGCAUUUUGGGCAGGCUUGGGCUCGUGGAGUUACGCGACGGAUAGAAAGCACUGGAUUCGACCCGGGGACGAGGUAGAAGGAAUGACGGGCCACCGCGCAGAUGAUAUCGAGUUGGGAGUGCGGUAUAGAUCGAAAGCAGAUGCCCAAUCGCAUGCGGAAAGCUCCGAGACUGCUGCUAUGGAAGGGGGGCGAAUUUGA